CUGCCCAGUUCAUAUAGCAGUCUUCCAACCAAAGAAAACCAGAGAGGAUAACCCUAUCCACCAAAUCUGCUCGCAACCAUUCCAGCGGCAUGGCAUCCGUAACUCUCCACCACCUCUUCCCAGCAACUGUCCCAGCCACCUCCACGAUCUCAACUCCCAACCUCUCCGGCCACAGCGGCGUGGCCGUUCUCCGACGCCGAAGCAAACAACUCACGACCACGUGCAAUGCCCAGCAGAACAGCGAUAGCAAUAGCGCCCUCGAACUCGCCGCCGGUGCAGCCGGGCUGGGAUCUGGCGCGAUCGUUGCCUGGUCCCUCUUCACGCUCAAGACGACGGGUUGCGGCCUCCCACCGGGCCCCAGCGGCGCGCUCGGUGCGGCGGAAGGUGUGAGCUACCUCGUGGUGGCGGCACUGAUCGGGUGGUCGUUGACAACGAAGGUGCGCACCGGCUCGGGCCUCCCGGCUGGUCAGUUCGGACUCCUCGGCGCAGCGGAGGGCGUGUCUUACCUAGCCGCCGCCGCCAUCGUGGUUGUCUUCGGGUUGCAGUUCUUCGAGCAGGGGUCGCUCCCGGGUCCAUUACCAUCGGAGCAGUGCUUUGGUUGAGUGAGUUUUUGUGAACUCAUAUGUUUCUCGUUUUUUCCUGAGUUGAAUAUGUUACCAAGUGAAGUUUCAUGUGCUAUCUUAAAUAAUUUUUUGCA
Oryza brachyantha (malo sina) is the source of this 697-nucleotide messenger RNA. RefSeq lists its product as uncharacterized. The record is from RefSeq and is a predicted model, not a curated record. Bases 90 to 602 code for a protein of 170 amino acids. NCBI's taxonomy places the organism in Eukaryota, Viridiplantae, Streptophyta, Magnoliopsida, Poales, Poaceae. The transcript has a single exon.